ACUGCUUAACUACGACACCUACAUUAUAUUCUUGUCCUGAUAGUUUACAAGUUCCUGAAGAAUGUGAUAAAUGUGAACAAACCACAACAACAACUUGCACACCUACUACAACAGUGUGUGCUCCUCCUCCUGAAGAUAUUUGUUGUGGUUCUAGUGGUCCUGCGAGAAAUGGUUCACUUGCAUUUACUAGUUUUUCUCCACCACCUUAUAAAUUUAUUAAUGGGACUACUCCAGAAACCUGUUGUCAAUCAUGUUACGCGGAUCCUAAUUGUAUUACAUAUUCUCUUGUUUUUUCAAAUGGACUUUGCUUUUUUUAUGGAGGGUCAACCGUUAACUGUAGCAUUAUAGACUACAUUUCAUCUUCAGAGUCAGCGGUUGGAACUGUAGGAUGUGGUUUUUGUAGAGCAUAA
Molecule: messenger RNA, 410 nt
Organism: Cetraspora pellucida
Lineage: Eukaryota; Fungi; Glomeromycota; Glomeromycetes; Diversisporales; Gigasporaceae
Source: the annotation of a GenBank genome assembly